UUUUUGGACGGUUCAGAUUUCACGGAUCAGAUAGUGGUUUGUUGAAACGAAAUGGGACACCAGAGAGCGUGAGGAUUUAAGAACAAGAGCGCUACCGUGCUCUCCCUUUCCCUUUCCGGUCUGGUGGGCGAGCUUGAAAACCGAACUAAAGCACGACAGCGACGGAUUGGCCACCGUCAAACCUCCCUAUAUGACCGGAGAGUUCCAUGUGAUGUCGCCGGAGUUGGAGGUAGACAGGUGCAGAGUCAGAGAGUUGUAGACUCGCCGGGGUUUGAAGCGCAGGGGUACGUGUAGAGUUGCCGGAAUCUGACCCAGUUGAGGAGAAUGAGCCCUGACUGUGACGGAGUUGUGGGGGGCGCCGGUUGCCGGACGGUGGUCGUAGGAGUGAAGUUGGACUCGCCGAGUAGGGAGUUACUGACUUGGGCUCUGGUCAAGGUUGCUCAGCCUGGCGACCGCGUUGUUGCUCUUCAUGUGCUUGGUAACAAUGAAAUUGUUGAUCGUGAUGGAAAAUCGUCUCUUCUUUCGCUCGUCAAAGCAUUUGACUCUGUUCUGGCUGUGUAUGAAGGCUUCUGCAACUUGAAACAGGUGGAUCUCAAGCUCAAGAUAUGCAGAGGUUCAUCAGUCCGAAAAAUUAUUGUUCGCGAAGCAAAAUCUUACGCGGCCUCCACUGUUAUAGUUGGAAUUUCUCGGAAACACCAUACAAUCCGGUCUUCAGCCUCUGUCGCCAAGUACUGCGCUAGUAAACUGUCGAGAGAUUGUUGUGUUCUUGCUGUUAAUAAUGGAAAAGUUACGUUCCAGAGAGAGUCCUCUGUGAAUUCUACUUCUGGUGACUCUCAAGGAACGAGAGUUCAUCGCACAAGUAGUUUUCUUAGUGCAAUUCACCAAUCGUUAAGCCUGAAUUCUGAAGAAAGAAAUAAUGGCAAUGGUGGUGGAGUGCCAUUGGCAGAAAAUGAUCAGGAAAUAUUCCGGCGUUUGGAACAAGGGUUAUUAAAGGCUAGUUUGGGUUCUAGGGAAGGUGCCCCGAAACAGAGCUGUUCCAUUUGUUCACCAGCCUCUGUUCCAUCAGGUAAUUCUUCUACCCAAACAACAGAAGAGUCUUCUGGCGAUGGUGGUGAAGACAAUCCAAUGGCUAUAGUGCCAGUACAGACUGUGGAGGCUGCUUCGAGUUCAAUUACUGUGUUAAUCAGAGAAUUGCCAGUGAGACCCGGCUGGCCACUUCUUCGCCGGGCUAUUUUACCACAUCGGCACGGUCCUGAUAGGUCUUCAUCAAAUCAGAUCUCUGUGGUACAAUGGGCAAUGCAGUUGCCUGGUAGGGAUGAUUCAUCCCCAAACAAAUCAGAUCCAACACAAAAUAGUUGCGAUCAGGAUGGAGUGCAAACUGUGCAAUCAUCUAAUUUAGAUGGAGAAAGUGGUGCUAUUGUUCCAGUACAUUCCAAGAAUUUGUCUGCUCCAUCUUCUCCAAGACACAGUUCCAUUAGUUUACCGGAAGAGUUAGAGGGUCUGCAUGAGAAGUACUCGGCAACUUGCAGAUUGUUCAAGUACCAGGAACUCCUCUCAGCAACGUCGAAUUUCAUGCCUGAGAACUUGAUCGGGAGAGGAGGGAGCAGUCAGGUUUAUCGAGGUUUCCUCCCUGACAGCAAGGAACUUGCUGUGAAAAUCUUGAAGCCUUCUGAGGAUGUGCUGAAGGAGUUUGUUUUAGAAAUUGAGAUUAUUACUACCUUGCAUCACAAGAACAUCAUAUCCCUUUUUGGGUUCUGCUUUGAGAACAACAAUCUACUCUUGGUAUAUGAUUUCCUGUCAAGAGGGAGCCUGGAAGAGAACCUUCAUGGUAGUAGGAAGGAUCCACUCUUGUUUCGUUGGAGUGAGAGAUACAAGGUAGCCGUGGGUGUAGCUGAAGCAUUGGAUUACCUACAUAAUGGUAGGCCUCAAGCUGUGAUCCACAGGGAUGUGAAAUCAUCAAAUAUUCUGUUGUCCGAGGACUUUGAGCCACAGCUCUCUGAUUUCGGACUUGCUAAAUGGGCAUCAACUUCCUCAGCACAGAUAAUAUGCUCUGAUGUUGCUGGAACUUUUGGCUAUUUGGCUCCUGAGUACUUCAUGUAUGGCAAAGUAAAUGACAAAAUUGAUGUCUAUGCAUUUGGUGUUGUACUCCUUGAGCUCCUCACUGGAAGGAAGCCUAUAAACAGUGACUAUCCAAAAGGACAAGAGAGCCUGGUUAUGUGGGCAAAGCCGAUUCUAAAUAGUGGGAAGGUUGCCCAAUUAUUAGAUCAAAGCUUGGGCAAUGACUACGACCAGGACCAAAUGGAGAGGAUGGUUUUGGCAGCUAAUCUCUGCGUUAGACGUGCACCUGGAGCUCGUCCUAAAAUGAGCGUCGUUCUGAAGCUUCUCCAAGGUGAUGCCGAAGUAAUGAGGUGGGCAAGGCUACAAGUUGAUGCCUCCAAUGAACCUAAUGCGCUGGAUGACGAAGCUUGUCCACGUUCUAAUCUUCAGUCCCACCUUAAUCUUGCAUUGCUUGAUGUGGAGGAAGAUUCUCUCUCCAUGAGCAGCAUUGAGCAAAGUGUCUCAUUAGAAGACUACUUGCAAGGCAGAUGGAGCCGUUCGUCGAGCUUUGACUAAUCACAUCUAGGGAAGUGCAAGUAAAACACAGUUCUCUUUGAGUGAUUCUUUGUAUAGUCUUCUGUUCUCUCUUUUUUUUCCCCACCAUUUUUAUGGAUUUUGCAAUUUUCUGGGUUUGCUUAAAGAUGGGUGUUGGAUGAGAGGUUGUUUGUGGGUGUGCCCUCCUCCUUCCCUCUAGCUGGCCAUAUGAUCAGUCCCUAUUUGGUGGGCUGGUUUUCUUUUUUUUUUUUUGGGUCUUUGAUUGUGUCGGUUCCCUCGCUGGAUUUGAAAAGUCAUAGCCACAUGUAAUGGUUGAUGGUUAUCUGUUGAAAGUGAGCACAUUUAUCAAAUGCUCAUUUCUUAAAUGUAUGUAUAUGCCUGAAGAAGACAAUAAAAGCAUUGCUGCUUUUUUGA
Molecule: messenger RNA, 3006 nt
Organism: Malania oleifera
Lineage: Eukaryota; Viridiplantae; Streptophyta; Magnoliopsida; Santalales; Ximeniaceae
Product: protein kinase STUNTED-like
Exons: 10
Coding region: 325-2613 (762 amino acids)
Biological process (GO): protein phosphorylation
Molecular function (GO): ATP binding; protein kinase activity
Source: RefSeq, a predicted model, not a curated record